This is a messenger RNA of Pelodiscus sinensis (Chinese soft-shelled turtle), 6170 nucleotides long. Lineage: Eukaryota; Metazoa; Chordata; Testudines; Trionychidae. The record is from RefSeq and is a predicted model, not a curated record.
AUGAAGAGGCAGAACGUGCGGACCCUGUCCCUCAUCAUCUGCACGUUCACCUACCUGCUGGUCGGGGCCGCCGUCUUUGAUGCCCUGGAGUCCGACCACGAGAUGCGGGAGGAGGAGAAGCUCAAAGCCGAGGAGAUCCGGCUCAAAGGGAAGUACAACAUCACCAGCGAGGACUACCGGCAGCUGGAGCUGGUCAUCAUGCAGUCCGAGCCCCACCGGGCCGGGGUCCAGUGGAAAUUCGCCGGCUCCUUCUACUUUGCCAUCACAGUGAUCACCACUAUAGGUUACGGACAUGCCGCCCCGGGGACGGAUGCCGGGAAAGCCUUUUGUAUGUUCUAUGCUGUCCUGGGGAUCCCACUGACGCUGGUCAUGUUCCAGAGCUUGGGCGAGCGCAUGAACACCUUUGUCAAGUACCUCCUGAAACGGAUCAAAAAGUGCUGUGGGAUGAGGAGCACCGACGUCUCCAUGGAAAACAUGGUCACUGUGGGCUUCUUCUCCUGCAUGGGAACCCUCUGCAUUGGCGCGGCAGCCUUUUCUCAAUAUGAGGAGUGGAGCUUUUUCCAUGCUUACUAUUACUGCUUUAUAACAUUGACUACGAUAGGGUUUGGUGACUAUGUGGCCCUGCAGACCAAAGGGGCCCUCCAAAAGAAGCCAGUCUACGUGGCUUUUAGCUUUAUGUACAUUCUAGUGGGGUUGACAGUGAUAGGGGCAUUUCUAAAUCUGGUUGUUCUCAGGUUCUUAACCAUGAACAGUGAGGACGAGAGACGGGAUGCCGAGGAGCGGGCGUCUCUGGCAGGGAACCGCAACAGCAUGAUUAUCCACAUCCAAGAGGAUGCCCAGCAUGUUCGGCCGCGGUACAAGGCCGAAGUCACAGACCUUCAGUCAGUUUGUUCCUGCAUGUGUUACAGGUCCCAUGAGUAUACCAGCCGGAUGGUGUCUCACCAAAAUUCGUUCAGCUCCAAGCUGAACCCUCAGUACUUUCACUCCAUCUCUUACAAGAUAGAGGAAAUCUCACCAAGCACAUUAAAAAACAGCCUUUUCCCAUCUCCUGUUAGCUCCAUCUCACCUGGGUUGCACAGCUUUACAGAUAACCACAGGCUGAUGAAAAGGCGAAAGUCCAUUUAAUGUGAUUUGUCUUCUUUUGCUUUACUUGUUUCCCCCAAUUACCUUUUUUUGUUUCUUGAGUGAGACAGAGCGAGGCCAAAGGGAAUAGAAAAAGCCAGUCCUCCUCUGAGACUCUGCUCUUGAGCAUGAAGCAUGGAUUAUUACUGUUCCAGCAAAGUAUGCCUUACAUUACCCCCUCGGUGGAUUUCAGAGGAUUCGAGGUGACGUGAAGUGGGUACCAAAUCCAAAGUUGCACACAAAGCUGGGAGCCUUCAUGUGCCGCUGGCACUCCUGACCUAAUAAACUAUUUUCCUCUCAAGCAGGUCGUUGUGUGCGUGUGUGAGUGUGUGUUGAGUGUGUGUGUGGGUGUGUGUAUGUGCAAUUCCACAACUAGUGCCAUGUGACAAAAAUGCAUCAGGUAUUAAUUUUUUCCCCUUAAAGCAAUUGUGUUCCAGCCUGCUUUUAACUUUUAGACUGCUUCCAAAAGAAUAGGGGAUGGGGGGGAGCCAAUUUUUUUGUUUGUUUUUGCCAAUUUAAGCAUGUGUCAUAAGCAGUCAAUAUACCAGGUGUAUCAUGAUAAAAUUUUGAAUGCUAGAUUUUAGAUUGUAUUAACAUUUUAAAAAAAGAGAGGCAGGAAAAGAUGGGUCAUUUUAGCUUGCCAGUUCAAAAUUAAAAAUAAAAUAAAAUAAAAAUAAAGCAUGCACUUUGUAAAACUGGUAUGCAUUAUAAAAACACAAGAAAAACUAGCAAUGGAAUUAAUAAUCAAAAGCAAAUAAUAUAAUUGAUUUAACUACAUUUACUUUCAUCAUUUGCGACUGUUCCAACAAUUUGUCGUGCAAGUAGAAUUUUUUUAAAAAGAAACUGGGAAAAUUGUUGGAAGAAUAGUUUGUUUUUUCUUACUUUGCUCUUAUUUAUAAAAUUUAUUACUACGAUGAUGGGUAUUAUUUUAUUUAAAUUUUUGUGCAGCAAUUACCUGCAUGAAUAGGAAUUAUAUUUUUUGGAAUGCUUGGAUGAGGAUGGGUAUAAAUAGGUGGAUGUAUAUUUUUUUCUUAUAUAAUAGUGACAGGGCAUUCCUUGUUUUAAAUAAAUAAAAAAAUGAUGAUUGUCUCAAAAUGCUUUUGAUUUGUAAAUAGUGGAAAGCCUUUGUUGGUCUCAGGAAGAUUUCAAGGAACAGAAUCUCAGUUUUUGGCCUACUGGAAACUUGCAGUCGUAGAUGUGGUCUUGCCUUUUUGGCUAGUCUGAAACGCAUAAGUAUGCACCUCUCUGUAGCAAGCACAGUUGCACUCCGGUAUUUUGAAGUGUUAUACUGGGAGCGGAUUGCAUUAGCCAGAUGGAGUGAAGGCAGAUGAUAUCACUAAGGCCUAGUCUACACGAGGACCUUUGACCAAAAUUACCCCCUCCCCCCCCGACUGAAUUUGUAAAUGAUGCAUCCACGCUACCAAGCCCAUUAUUCCGGAAUAAGGGACCACGGAAUUUGAACUCUGUAGUCCUGCCUUUCUUGAGGAAUAAUGCUAUUCCCAAACUUGUAAGUCCGAAAUAACAUUAGAGUGGAUGCUCCAGUGCUGCUAAUUUGAACUAAUUGGCCUCCGGGAGGCCUCCUGCAGCUCCCCAGACUGCUUGCGGGGGCUCUGAGCCCAAGGUAGCACGUUCACACUAAUGGAGCCUGCCUCAGACCACAUUCGAUUCUUCCUUGUAGUGAGGACACACAAUUUUGAAUUUUUAAAAUCGGAUGCCCACAACUCGAACUUAGUAAAUUUGAAAUAAUCUUCUCAUGUAGACAUGGCCUCAGUGAAAUUGUUCCUUUGAAAUCAUCCAUCACUUAACUAAUGAUCUGAACAAAACUGACUUUACAGAACCAAAUUCUAGGUCCUGGUCCGACUUUCAUUGGUGAUAGUGGAAGUUUGUAUAGAUUAAUAUAUAAUCAAGAUACGGCUCACAGGGAACUUUUUCUUUGUGUUCAAUGGAGGCAGGACUAGUACCCAUAUCAGGAUAUAGUGGUGCGUAUCAAUUAACAAUCCUACCUUUUAAAAUGCUUCAGAGUUAAUUCAAUGUAGAAAAAGAAUUAUUUAUCUGGCACAAAUCAUCUCUCUUGCUGAUUACACUAGUAUAUUCUUUCCAUGUAAAAGCAAUAACUUCCCCUAUGUAGUUCUAAUGUAGCAGAAUAAUAUGUUUUCCCAAAUUCAUGCAAACCUCCAUUUCAGAUCUGACCUCAACAGCUGUGCAUGCCAAUGGUUUAUUUGUCAAGGGUAUUAAUAGCAGAAGAUAGCAAUGACCUCUGCUUUCAACUCUCUUCUCCUUGGCUUUUAUCAUUCAGUAAAGUCAAAGCCUGUAAUUUCAGUGUGUUAUGACACACAAGUAUCCACAGCUUUAUAUGACUUCCUCUGGGAAUUUCUGAUAAAUCAUGCUGGCAUUGUGCACUAAAUCCUCCCAUAACAUGAAUGAAAUACUAAAAUAGCGUUCUGAGUGACCAUGGCACUGAAAUGAACAUUUUAGAAUAAAUUAUGGGAAAUAUGUUUUUAUUUAGGGUGAAUGGGUAUUGUGUAUACUUAAUUAAUAAGCCUGCUAGUGACAUGUUCUAAGUACCCAAUAGACUCGAAGAACUAUAUGAUGGUAGAGGCUUUGAAACCAGUAGCCAUUUGGAAAGCAGUCUUUGCAUUCUGUGAUCCAUCUCUAGGAUAACCAACCUGACAUCUGUUUCAAGAUGUAUCAGUCUUCUGAGACUCAUUAUUACAUCUGUUUUUGUUUGUGAAGCUAUUCUAAGAGCCUUCCAAAAGUGAAACUGAUUGUGGUCCUCUUUUGCCAUGAAAGAAUAAUUUGCAUGUAUACAAUGAGCAUAUCUGGUAUAUAUAUUAGGAAUCCAAGAAAAUCAACAAAAGUUUGUUUGACCAAGCCGUAAAAGUUCAAACUCUGCUUGUAUUUGAGGAGGGGAAUUUGGCCUGGUGAACUUUUUUCAAAAACAUCAAAAAAGUUUUACAAAUGUUGUUCUUUAAGAACAAUUUUGUGGAUUUUUUUAUUAAGGGGGGGAAAUCUCUUUUUUCACCAAAUGGAACUAAAUUGUCAAAAUUGUUUUGAAUUUUAGAAAUUCAAAGUUGUAAUGUGUUAUAACGGAUAAGUUACACAUUUUCCCAUCUGAAAUUCAGAUUAGAAAUAAAGUGCACAUUUUUAACAGUAAGGGGAAUUAACCAUUAGAACAACUUACAUGGAAGUGGUAGGUUCUUCAUCAUCUGAGGUUUUUUUUUUUUUUUUAAUAUCAAGACCAUCUCUGUCUUUUUAAAAGAUAUGCUAUAGCUGAACCAGAAGUUAUAGCUUAGGAUUCAGGAAUUAUUGUGUCUAAUUCCUAUGGCCUGUGUUAUGAAAGAGGACUAGAUAAUUAUAACUCCUUUUUAACUUUAAAUCUCUGAAUGUAAAGAGAGAGAGUGUGCAUUGUGAAACACUAUUUAGACAGAAGGUGUUUAUGUGCCUAAGGAUAUAUUUUUCUGCCUGAAAGAUCUUCAGUUCUGUCCAAAAAUCUUUCUGGUGUUCUUAUCUUAAAUACAAUCUUCAUGGCUCUUUGUUUACAGUUUGAAGUCAGUCCCUUAUACAGAAUCUUUAUAAGACCCCUUUUGUAUGAGCAUUUUUAGAAUAGUUACCUGAAUUUUUUUAUCUAUGAGUUCAUGCCCCUCUUGAGGUGGAGGAAAAUGUAGGCUUGUGUUUUGUGAUAGAUGCUCUGAUACUCAGUGACAAGAGGUGCAUUGGGUAGAGAAAGCAGGGGACAGCUGAAGGAUGCAGUCCCAGAAUCAAGCAGUAAAUGUGAAACCUUGAGUAAUGCACCCAUGCCUCUUCCUGUGAGACAAAAGGGAGAAAUAGCUGGGGCAUAAAAUGUCCAGGUGAUUUCCUGGUCACUGCUGGUAGCUGGCUCAACAUAGGGUGUGUCUAGACUACAGGGUUUUGUCAACAAAAGUGGGCUUUUGUCGACAAAACUAUACCCGAGAAUACACUAUCGCUGUGUUCUGUUGACAGUAAGUCAACAAAAUGAGGCUGUUUUGUCGACAGCAGUAAACCUCAUUCUAUAAGGAAUACUGCUUUUUUUGAUAGUUGAAAAAAGGCGCUAUUGCAUGCAAACUGUGCUUUUUCGAAAGAGAGCGUCUAGACUGUCAACAGUACUGGUUGUAGUCUAGAUGCUCUUUUUUGACGGAGGCUUUGUCGACAGUAACUGUCGACAAAGCCUCUGUCAAAAAAGGCUUGCAGUCUAGACGUACCCGUAGAGUAGUCCACAUACUGCUUUAAGCCUGCCUAGGAACAGGCCAGUGUAUAUUGGGGUAGAAUACAGGGAAGUAUGAAGAUAGAUUAAAGCCAUCUUGGCAUUAUCCCUUCCUGGACUGUGUCUAAUAGUCUUCAAAUUGCAGCUCAAAAUCUGGGUCUUUUUGUGAACAUAUUUCAACUCAUGGGCUAUGUUUGCAUACUAUUUUUGCAUGGCUAUUUUUAACCCUCCAUUCUUAGUUAUUUAUGGAGAAGGAAAGGAUGUAAUUGAUGACCCAAAGAAGGUUGAGGUGUUUAAUGCCUAUUCAGCUUUAGUCUUUGCUAAAAGGUUAAUGACAGCUGGAUACUCAACACAAUUAAAAUUGACGACAAGGAGAAAGGAAUGUAAGCCAACAUACAGAAAAACAGGUUACAGAAUAUUUAGAUAAGUUGGAUGCAUUCAAUCCAGCAAGGCCCAAAGGAAAUCAUUUUAGAGUACUUAAGGAACUAGCUGAAGCAACAUUAGAACCAUUAGCAAUUAUCUUUGAGAACUCAUGAAGGACAGUAAGGUCCCAGAAAACUGGAGAAGGGCAAACAUAGCACUUGUCUUUUGAAAGGGGAACAAGAAAGACCUGGAGUAUUAUAGACAUAUCAGCCUGACUUUGAUACCUGGAAAAGUACUAGAACAAAUCAUUCAAUAGUCAGCUUGUAAGCACUUGGAGGAUAGUAAGACUAUAAGAAAUGGUCAGUAUGGAUUUGUCAAGAACAAAUCUGGCCAAACCAAACUAAUUUUCUGCUGUAAACACUUGAAAAACAACAAAUAGUCUUGCAGCACUUUAGAGACCAAC